This is a messenger RNA of Clarias gariepinus (North African catfish), 1383 nucleotides long. RefSeq names its product G protein-coupled receptor 20 (gene gpr20). Gene Ontology annotation, biological process: positive regulation of Rho protein signal transduction; phospholipase C-activating G protein-coupled receptor signaling pathway. The transcript is spliced from 3 exons. Gene Ontology annotation, molecular function: G protein-coupled receptor activity. Lineage: Eukaryota; Metazoa; Chordata; Actinopteri; Siluriformes; Clariidae. Gene Ontology annotation, cellular component: membrane. The coding region runs from base 1 to 1383 and encodes 460 amino acids. The record is from RefSeq and is a predicted model, not a curated record.
AUGAGGAUGAAGGACAAAGUGGUGACAGCUUGUAUUUUUAUGGAGGAUAUACCAAGAUCCUCUGGGCUUUAUCACAGUGACACGGUGUUUAAUCUGUCUUUGGAAAACUAUGUGCGCUGGGAGAUCGGGUUGGCCAUGAUGGAUAGCAUUUUGUUUAGUGUCCUCCUCUCCACCACUUCCUCGAAAGAGUCCAGCUCCACACUAACCACCAAACCAACUCUCCUGACCCUGACUUGUCCAAUCACGUGGCAUCUCUACGUUUCAGGCACACCACCACGUAGAAAACUUCUCAGACACACGACCACAGAGAUGGACAGAACAAAAGAGUCGUUAUAUUUGAAUGUGACAUCGACGAUGACUUUACCAGUCACAACCAAUGUUUCCCCAUCAUACCGUGAACCCUAUCUGCACAGACUGGCCCACCUGGAUGAGGGUCUCUAUAACGACUUCUAUAGCCUCUGGAUUGCCCUGGUGGUCAUUAAUGCCCUGAUAUUUAUAGUGGGGAUGGCUCUCAACAUCAUGGCCUUGUACGUCUUCUGUUUCUGUACAAAGCCCAAGACCACAUCAGUUAUUUAUACUAUUAAUCUAGCUAUCACUGAUCUUCUGGUGAACCUGUCACUUCCUACCCGUAUCAUACUGUACUAUAGUGGAGGCAGGUGCUUGAAUUGUUCUUACGUCCAUUUAUUUAGCUACUUUGUCAACAUGUACUGCAGCAUCCUCUUCCUCACCAGCAUUUGCGUGGACCGUUAUCUUGCCAUUGUACAGGUGGAGGCCUCUCACAAGUGGCGCAAUCACAACGUGGCUAAAAUAGUCUGUAUCUGCAUCUGGCUUUUUGCCAUCGUCGUCACUUACUCUUUCCUCACAACGGCCUUCAAACAUUCAGCCUGCUGCGUGUCCAAGCUCUUUGCACUGACAGUAUUCGAGUUCUUCCUACCCUUGGUGAUCAUUGUGGUGUUUACAGUAAAGAUUAUGUGCGCACUGUCCAGCUCAGACCUCAUGCAACAAAGCAGGGACAGACGGAUGAAGGCUGUGCAGCUACUCACUACAGUACUAGUGAUCUUUACUGUCUGCUUCACACCUUUCCAUGUUUGCCAAGUCCUCGUCUACUUCCAGCCUGACCUGCCACACCAUGUGAUCGUCUACCAUGUGACCGUCACACUCAGCAGCCUUAACAGCUGUCUGGAUCCUGUUGUGUACUGCUUUGUCACCACUAACUUCCAGUCUACCAUGAAGAGGAUUUUACAGAAGGCCAAGGAGGAGCAGACCAGUGGCGACAUCAUUAGCAUGCCCAAAAGUUCCAGAGGCUCAGGCACUGUUUUUGCUAUCACUAACAGCAUGAUUUUGAUUAAUAUGAAUUCUCCUAAAAACAUAGGUGAUGGAUGA